Messenger RNA from Lasiosphaeria miniovina, 1096 nucleotides. RefSeq lists its product as uncharacterized. Lineage: Eukaryota; Fungi; Ascomycota; Sordariomycetes; Sordariales; Lasiosphaeriaceae. The transcript is spliced from 3 exons. The record is from RefSeq and is a predicted model, not a curated record. The annotation marks the transcript as partial.
GUAGCCCAGUUUUAAAUUUCUCUGUUCUCCUUACGCUAUUCUCGAGUCUCUCACGGCCUUGAUUUUAGCGAAUAGUGGAAGCCAACUUCCCUGCUCGUUUCCACUCCAGUUUUCGCGUUCACCAGUCUACUUGUUCUCGAAACUUUCGAGUGUACCUUUGUCCAUAACCAUUUCGGGAUGUCGUAAGCCACUGAGCCCACUGAACCCUGACAACUUCUUUGUGCUGGCCCGGGCCGCAGGCAGCUCGAAGCUUGAUUAGUUUCUCGUUCUGGGCGCGAAUGAAGUGCAACUUUCAAGUUCUCCACACCACGAAAGCCGUCAAAGAAAGCUCCCAGCAAUGCAUUACCUCCGACAGCUGGCAAUAGGAAUUGCGCUUUUCGCUGUGCUGUGCCGUGCAGCCCUAGCUGCCGCGGACAGCGUUUUGGCAGGCAAUGCUCGGCAACAGCUCGAAGCGAGGACGGGCGGUAGGACUGUUAUCGGAGGCCACGGCGUGGUCGUCAUCCCGAACAACGGCCAAGGGAUCGAGCAGGCUGGUGGCGAGGUGCGGAUAGUCGAUAUCGGGGGCGCCACGGUGCAAGUGAUAGCAGGCGCCGAUGUUACCGUCAACGGGGAGCCAAUAUUAGCAGACGUCGAUGAUGAGAACCGGGAUUCCGGGCCUGGCGUGAUGGUAGACGCACCAAACCAGCCAUUGAGCGCGGGACAGGCCGCUGCGAUUGCCUUUGCGAUGGCCGCGGAGGAGCUCAAGGCGGAGAGCAGACUAGAUGAAAGCGCAGGCGAAGAUAGGAGUGGUAAAUAAUGGCAAGUGUGUGUGUGUGUGUGUGUGUUUGUGUGUGUGUGUGGUGUGUGUGUUUGUGUUUGUGUGUAUGUGUGUGCAUGCCUCUCAGUUGCUGUCGCCGAGCCUGUCUGUGAGAAGUAAAAAGCACCUAGGUUAUCGAUAUGAUCGUCUCCGGAAUUUACCACCUGUACAGCCGAAGCUAGCACAAUCGCUUGCUAAUCCUCCGAUGUCCCGCAAUUACAUAUGAUGGUUCAUAUAGGAUGUACGGAAUCGAGGUUGGAAUUGGGGUUUGGCCUAAUCUGAACUGACAGCAAACCGUGC